AAUACCUUUGAAUAACUCUUCGUCUGUCUUUCCCAUUGCUUCCAUCUCGCUGCCGGUUAGUCCGGAGACUGGUUUGGUUUGGUUUUACUUGUCGGGAACCGUUAGAUUCAAAAUUUCUUUCCAAGUACUUUUACUAUUUACUCUUCGAUGAAUUUGGGUAUUUGUUUUGUAAUUUCACUGUUUGGCGGUUGCCACAGGCAACACACGUUAUCGAAAACAGGAUGGAUAACUUCUCAGUAAGAUCCCGAUAAUAUAACGGUCCUAUCAGAACGGUGAUAAGCGAUUGACCGAAAAGAUUUUUAUUUCUCGGCGUCUCGUCGGGUUUGUUCACGGUUAUCUAUAUGAUAGCGGGCAAUUUUUUUUUAUCUAGUAGUUAUUUGUCGAAUGUCUUGUUUCCGUCGUUUUAUGACCGAAUUCUCGGCAAGUGGAAAAGUGGUACGGGUCACAGUCCACCCAGAUCGUCGUCCAUUUAGAUCCCGAUUGGCUUCUAGUUCCCCGGUGUCUAGACUAGGCCUUUGACCCAUAAUUUGGGUCAGUUAGUUAGUCCCGUCGAUUGAAUUCCCGCGGGUAAACUGCGUGCGCGCGAACCGUCACCUAGAUUGGAUUAUUCCACAGGUCUAAACGACACCGACACGGGUCUAGAGGAUCGGAAAUCUAGGCGGACGUUCGCCUGGAGAACGACGAAAAAUAAAGUUGGCAAUGUACUGUUUGUUAUCUGUGUAGAUACGGGGCCGACGAACGACCGUAGUCUUCUGCGUUCCUCCGGAAUGUAAUACGGAAUACAAAUUUUCCUCUGGGCAGAUCCGUGUGAGAAACCGGUAAUAAUAAUAAUAAUAAUAAUAUUUCGUUUGUUGCUUUUGUUUGUUGUUGUUGUUAGUUUUUUUUUCUUUUUUUACCGUGUUCCGUGUUUGUAGGCGAAUAUUGUAAAUGCCACCGUAUACGCUUGCGUAACGUUUACCGUAAUAUUCUGCUGGUAAUAUUCGGCCGCGCUGUCCUCCCGAAAUUAUGUUAUUGUUGUUUUGAUCGCAUUCGAUUCAGCGUUCGUCGCUCGUCGCUCGUUCAGACACGUUUUCCCGUACACGCGGUGUAGCAGAUUGCAUUAACGUUUGAACCGUUUUCAGCUGCGUAAUCGGCGGGCUGUGAUUAUAAUUGCGUAUUUUUUUUUUUUUUUGUAUUAAGACCCCGGGUAAGUUCGGGUUGAUUGUUUGCCUGAAUAUGGAAGUGGUCAACGAGAGUGAGUAAUUUAUUGUCGCCGUCACCGUGCACAACGUCAGUCGUCCGUAAUUGGUUUACGCGUUUUCGUUCGUAGAUUUCUACCGGUUGCUGCCGGAAAUCGAACAGGCCAUAGACGAGUGUUCAUUCAUCGCGAUCGAUGGCGAAUUUACAGGCCUCCACAACGGUACAAUGGUCAGUGUAUUCGACACGGCCGCUCAGUAUUACCAAAAACUCAGGAGUAACUGUAUGGACUUUUUGAUGGUCCAGGUCGGCUUGUGCAUUGUCAAGUACAACACCGAAAAGAAAAAGUAAAAUUUCUAUUAAAACGAAAUGUUUAUUUGAGUAAGUAGUCAAUCGUGUUUUUAAAUCGGUCAUUUCUGUCGAACCAGGUUCACGUAUAGGGCGUAUAAUUUUUAUACAUUUCCGAAACCGAUGAGUCGAUACGCACCGGAUUGCCGGUUUCUCUGUCAGUCUUCCAGCAUGGAAUUUUUAAGCAACCACAAUUUCGACUUUAACAAACUAUUUAAACAUGGCAUGUUUUAAUAAUAACUAUAACGCAUUUGGUUUUGUUUAAGUAUUAAUUUCAAUUUUAUAUUAUUUUAGGUAUUCCUUUUCUCACUUUACCCGAUGAACAAGUAUUGCGCACCGAGUUACUUAAUCGAUAUAAGCAAAGUUGUACACAGGCUGGGACAUCAUCAUCAUCAUCAAAAGCUCCCAAUAUUAUUCCUAUACCUGAUAAUCAUAAAACAGUAAUAGAAGAUGCUUGGUGAAUAUUUCUAUUGUUAUUAUGCGGUAUCUUUAAAGAAUGAACUUUUUUAUAUGUUGACUAAUAAAAUAUUAAAUUAAUAUAUAGUGAAAAGGUGAAGGAAUUAUUAGAAAAUGACACUAGUUCUGAAAUCAUCGUAGCAGAGAAUACCAAUUCUUUUAUUAGAAAACUAUUAUAUCAGGUUAGUUUGUGUAUCACUUAUGGGGAUUAGAAGUGUUGAUUUUCUGUCUUUAUCUUACACACGUGGAACAUAAGAAUUUAGAUGUGUUUUAUUUCCAACAUGCCUAUUUUUAUACCAAAGUGAUAAGAAUUCUGAUUUGAAUCUGCUGUCAAAUAGACUUUCCUCAUUUUUGACAUUAUCCCCAAAAAUCUUAAAAAAAAAAAAAAAAAAAAACUAUAAUAAAUAAGUAGCAAUUAAAAUUUAGAAUAUUUUAAUUUUUGGAGAAAUUAAAAAAACAAAAAGUGGGAAAGUCUAUUUAAAGUAGACUCUACAACAAAUUCAAAUCUGCUUCCAGAAUUCUGAACGCUUUACUACACCAAUUGGUACAUUGGAAAUAGAACAGUCUCAAUUUCUACAAAGACAAGGACAAAAAAUCCCCUUGUAGUAAAAGAAAAGUAAUUAUAGACUUAAUACUUAGUAAUAGUCUAUACAUCUGUUAAGAUACAUAAAUAAAAACAAGAGCAACAGAGCUCUGUCACUAGUCAGUUUGAGUUUGUGUUGUCAGUGUUGUGUAUUAUAGAAGUAUAAAAGGUAAAACGAAGAACUGAUAAAUGGUAUGUUAUUAUUUUAAAAUUAUUCUCAACUGAAAUGUAGGAUUUAAGAUUUAAAAAAAAAAAAAUUUUAGAUUCUACUUAUUGUUUUAUUUUUACAUUACAGGAAAUCCAACUAAAGUAUUCAGAUGAUAAAGUUUGUAUGCAAACAAAAAUAGUUGAAGGUGUUGGUAACGUGAUGGUAGCAUACAAGGGUAGAUCAAGAGAUUUAAUGGCAAAAGAAAGAAUGGAACGGGAGCAGAUUGAAUUGGAAAAAGCAGUUGGGUUUUCAGCUAUCCUGAAGAAAAUACGGAAUUCUGUAAAUUUAUUAAACAACCUUAAAAUAAAUUUUUAUUUGCAAUUUGAAUAUGUUUUUUAUUUCAAGAAUAAACCAGUUGUUGGCCAUAAUAUGACAUUGGAUGUUUGUCAUAUGAUUCAUCAGUUUUGUUUACCAUUGCCUUCUGUUUAUGAUGAAUUUCAAGAUACCGUAAAAUUAAUAUCACCUCGGUAAGUUUAUCUUUUAUUUAAUUAUAUAAUUGUAAUGAUACUUAUGAUAUCAAAUUAAAAUUUGUGUAAAACUUUAUUUUGAAUUUAGGUUUUUGGAUACCAAAUAUAUGAGUGGUAUAGAACCACUUUGUGGGUUUUUUAGAUCAACUGUAUUGAAUGAUUUAAACAAAUCUUUAGCAGAACAAUGCCAGGAUUUCACAAUUUUAGGUAAGUAAUUUAAAAAAAAAAAAAAACAUUAAUUUAAAUAAAAAUAUUGAUUUUUUUUUUAUUAAAGAACCAGAAAUACCUGAAGUUGGUUACAUUAGUGACACAUCAAAAUUGCAUGAUGCUGGAUAUGAUUCAUAUCUGACUAGUUCUGUUUUUGUCAACCUCUGUAAUUUUUAUGGUAAGCGAAGACUAAUGAUUUUUAUAAAUUAAUGUGUUUAUAUUCACUUGUUCAUAUCAUUGAUUCAAAGUCUCAAAUGUUAUCUUGUUGGUAAAAUCAAUACAUUCCUCGCUUUACUCAGAAUCUAAAAUUAUAAAGAAUUUAAAAAUUCUCACAUUUCAAUGUUUUAAAUUUUUUUUUUGAUUUUGUAUUAAUGUUUACAAUUUGUGUAAUUAAAUAAUUUACUUGUUCUUAGGUAAAAUAAAAGAUAUCAAAGAUCAAAUUUUGCCAGAUUCUUCAUACCUCAAGAAAUAUGAGAAUAAGUUAGUAGGUCUUUUAGACUAUAUGUUAUUAAAUUAUAAUAAAAUAAUUUCAUUGUCUUAUUAUCUUAUUUUAGGCUUUUUAUGAUUCGGUAUAAUGAAGAUCCAUGUUUAAAUUUAAAUGGCCCUGAACGUAAGUUUUUAACUUUUAUACUAAAGAGUAUAUAUUUAAACUAACCAAAUAAAAGUUCUUAGUUUGUAGUUUAAGUUAAUAAAAUAGGUGUUAUUUACCGAAUUAAAUAUUAAUAUAAUGUAAAAUAUGUUAUCAUUAUCAUUAUGUUAUUUUUAAAAAGUAAUACUCUUUAGGGGGGCAUAUGAUGCCUUGCGUUUAGUCUUGAGUUCCUACAGGUGGAAAGCCCAGGAGGGUGAUUCCAGUAGUUAUUGUUUCUGUAGGAAUGAUGAAAGUGUUAAAAAUACCAUUAUUUCUCUGGGAGUGAAAUAGAUUACUUCUUUGGUACCACUGUCGUAAUAAGUGACAGAUGGGAUGGUGUCAGGUCAACAGGUGGUGUGAAAUUCUGUUAAAUAAUACAAUGGGUAAACAAAAAUUUGGUGAAUUGUCUCAUCUCAGUGCAUUCACUACAUUCUCUACAUGAACUUGUAGUUGGUUUUAGUUAUAUCAUAAAUAUAUACCCAAAUUAUUGCUAUCAAAAUUAAUUUUUAAAACUGAAACAUACAAUUUCUAGAUUAAAAUUAAGAAUUAUAUAUAAAAAUGUUUUUUCUAGCCAAAUUACAAAGGGACCAUGUUUAUCAUAUUACAUUCCCAUCUGAGUGGAAAACUAUUGAUAUCACAAACAUUUUUGAACCUUUUAGUAAGUUUUAUUUUUUUAGAAAAUAUAAUUACGUAAAACAUUUUAUUUUAUCAUUCCAGCUAAUGUAUUUAUUAAAUAUAUAAACGAUACAUCAGCAUGGGUAGCAUUGAGAGAUGCAUCACAAGCGAAAGCAAUGAACAUAAUUUUACCCAAAUUACAAAAUCUCCAUAAAAAUAUUGUGUUGUUACCUUGGUCAGUUUAUUAUAAUUUAGACAGUAAUACUACAACAAAAUCAAAAAGGAAAAUUAAUGAAUGUUCAUUGACACCAUCUAAAGACAAUUUAAACAAGGCUAAAGAUGAACACGCUGUCGGUGAAACACCAGAAAAAAUAUCACGUACUAUGAAAGGGUCAGCAGUUUUUAUUUUAAUACAUUUAAUUAUUUUUUUAUACCUAAUUAUUUAAUUGAUGUAUAGGCGCAGAGUAUCAAAAGGAGGAAACAUAAGUCCAAUAUUAGAAGGUGAUGAAUCUGUUGAACUAGGUAAUACUUUUUACUAAUCUAAUAGGAUUUUACAUUAUUUCUAACAAAUAAAAUGCCUUAAUUUUACAUAAAUAGUGAUUUUUUUUUAUUAAUAAUUAGGUAAAAGAUAUUUUUAACCAUUAAAAUUAAUAUUCAUAUUAUUUAAUAUACAUUAAAAUAUGUUUCUAUAGUCAUAGAAUGGUUCAAUAAUCAUUAAAAGAAUGAUUUUUUUUAAAAAAUUUCAAUUGAUCUUAUAAUAAUAAUUUACAUUCACAAAUAAAUGUGUUUUUUAUUUGUUAUUCAAAUUUUUGUUAUCUAUCUAGUAUUUAUUAUUUAUUUUCAAAAUGUAUAAAAUUUAAAAAAAAAAAAGAAAUAAUCAAAUUAUAAAAUCAUAUUAAUAAAUUGUGCUAUUUUAGUACUUUACACGACAUCUGUUACAAAUAUAAAUGUAUUAAUACGAAACAUUCUUCAAAUUUAUAUAAUUGAAAUUAUUUUAAUUUGUUGUAAUAUUUUUUAGAUGUUGAUUCAUCAGCAGUAUUGAAUAAUAGCGCUGUUGAUUUCAAUAAUGAUACUAAAGCUACACCAAGUUAUGCACAAACAUUAAAGAUGAAAAAAGCUUCAGAAAGUACUGAACUAAAAGCUAUUUUUCCAGUUGCUUCGUGGGAUUAACUAUACAUUUUAUACUGGAAUCAAUCUGUAAAUAUAUUUUACAUUUACCUUUGAAUACGUUUUAUUGUUGUUUUUGGUUUACUUGGCGUCUGCAUAGAUAACUAGUUACAAAUAUCUGUAAUUUGUUAAUGAUAAAGUGUAAAUGUAAAUAAUAAAGUAUCUAUCUAUUGACACUUUUCAAUGACAUAAAAGAUAAUUUUUAGAAUCUGCAUAAAUAUUUUUGAAUAUUAUAUGUUUUUCAAAACUUUAAAAUAAACUUUGUGUAUAAAUUAAUUGAUUAAUAUAAAAUAUAUAAAUAUUUGUUUUUUAUGUUCAAACUACAACUCUCGUAGGUUUCAGUACUUUUAUAUAUUUUUUAUAUAGAGUAUAGUUUUUCACAGACAAAGUUUGGAACAGAUAAAUUGGUAAACACUUUUCAUAAUUAUUAUAUCAAAACUGGUAGUUUAAAGAGAUUAUAAAAUUAAAAAUAUAAUACUUAACAACUUUAAACUGUACGAAAUUGAGAGUCAUAUAAAUAUUUACUAUAAAAUAUAUUACUAAUUUUUUUGUUAUAAUUUUAGACAAUUCACACCAUUGUUAUUUUACCUAAAUACAUUUUUUGGACUGUAAUUUAAAAUGAUCAUAAUGUGUACAAUAUACCAAUAUUGCCCUAGUGAUGGGGUACCAAAGUGUUCGGAAAAUUAAUAAUAUAUAUAUAUAUUUAAGGAAUACAGUGUAUAUUAGAAAUAUUAUUUAUAAUUUGAACUAUGUAUGUUUUGCCUAUAUAAUAUAUCUAAGUCUUCACAAGGGUACCAGGGAAGGACUGAAGAGAAAUGUGUAUGGAUUAGUGUGGUUUUGGAUUAUUACUCUUAUUAUAUUCAAUUAGAAAUAACAGAAGAGAAAAUAGACUGAGAUGAUUUGGGCAAGCCAUGAGGAGAGAGGAAUAGGAAGCACCAAUUAUAGUUCUGCAAAUAUACAUAAAGAUGAAAAGGAAUUUUUCGCGGUUUUUUUCCUCUGUUAUCUAACUGACGUAGUUUUGAAUAAUAAAUCAAUAGUGUAUUUUCCAAAUAAAAGUACCUACAGUAUGAGAGAUUGAAAUACGGCCAAAGUCACCUAACCCAACUUGAUUACACCAAUGGAUUAAGCAUUUAAAAACGCAUUUUGGAAAAAAAAAAAUGAGACAAUUUUAAAUUUUAACUAAGAAAUACGCGGAACAGAAAACUCGAACUUUAUGAACUUAUUUCCUAUAACUUCGAAACAAAGUUUGUCAAACAUUUUUCAACAUUUUUAAUAUUCAUGAAAAAACAACCAAAAAUUCGCUUAGCAGCUAAACUAGAAUCGUUCCAAAAAAAAAAAAAAAAAGAGCUGAUACUGCAUGUGGAUGGGCCAAUGUUGUAAUAUUGGCGCAUCUACAACGGUGAGAAGCUAGGCAGGUAUCGUACAUAGACUUGUUUGAUUUAUAUCUGCAAGCAGCAAUAAAACAUUGUUAAUAAUUUAACAAUUCUGAUCAAAGUUCAGUUAUAUAUGUUUUAAAAUACCGUAAAUAUUUAUGAUUAACAUCAAAUUUUGAUUUAAAAUUAUUAUUAAAAAAAAAACUACAUUAUUCCUGAUUUUUUUUACCCCUGGAUAUAACCUAUAAUGAAGAAUGUGUGAAAUUUUUUAAUCGUUUCUGUUUGGUAAAACAAUUUUAUAUUUUUAUCCACAUAGUAUAUCUACAAAAGGAAUACUACGUUUAAAGCUUGAAAAUGUAAAAUGCCAUUGAAUAGCUCAAAGAUAUAAGAUAUUUCAUUUUUAUUAUUUUACUUCUUACUUAUCUUUUUUAUUUAUUUUUUUUUUAGAAAUGUACAGCCUUUGGCCUAUGAAUUCUACAUUAUUUAUUAAGAAACUAUUAAUAUUAACCAGAUCAAUUUAGUGACAAUUUGUUUAGCUAUUUCAAGUAGCUAAGGUACAAUGGUACUGGAUAGCUCUUGGUUUUCAAUGGUAAUACAUGUGGCGACGACCGAGACAAUAAGAAUAUUCAAAUUAUUUUUGACAAAUACACCAAUGAUAUUAUUAGAAUAUAUUCAAUUAAAUGUACAAUAUAAUAUGUGGAUUCUAUAAGACAGUGCUCCACCAUGUAACUAAAAUAUAAUUUAAGAUUAUUUACAUACAAAUUUUCAAUUGAAAUUGAUGAGAACUAGAGAUCUGAUAAAUUGGCUACCACGAUAUCCAGAUCUAAUGCCAUAAGAUUUUUUUUUUUUUUGUGGGUUUACUUAAAUGCCAAGUAAACUCCCAUCAAUCAAAGUUGUUAGAUCAUUUAAGCAGUGUCUAAUUAAAUAAUGUUAUUCUCUCGCAUUUGGAAUGUUGAAAUCUGCGACAACUGUAGUGCUGGAAUUGUGUGAGAAAUGUACAGUAAAUCAUGAAUAAUGUGGUGAUGGUGAUAAAGACACUCGAAGAGUGAUAAAAGAACAAUAUUACAACAACUAUCGGGAACUUAAACCGUAAACUGGAUCAAUUUCAAAAUUGUUCAUUACCUUAUUAAUAAAUAUAUCCAUUAAUUCACACUGAGAAUUUAGAUGUUGUUGAACUGUUGGAUCUCCAACCACUGAAUUGGAUUUAUCCACAUCUGGGUAUGCCCCUAUUCAAAUAAUAAAAAUGUGCUUAUUAUGUGACCUUGCCAUUGUAGUAUAACAAAACGAUUUAAUAAUUAUUUCAUAGUUAUAAGCACAAUCUAAAAUUAACAAAUUUCACUAAUGUACACAUAAUUACCACAAUUGUUUAUGAACUACUACUUUACUUAACCUAAUUAUAUACCUACUAACAUUAUAAUAUUUGUUAUAGAAAUUUAUCGUUAUGGUGUAUAUCAAAACGAUUAUCAGAAUGCUGUUUGUCAUAACGAAACUGAAUUCAGGUAUAUUUAACCUAAUUUUGUAUUUCUAAUUUUAGUAAUAACAUUAUGUUUAUUGUAUAACUUUACCAAUGUAAACAUUUAUGACAUAGAUACACUGUGGAGAUAUCCAAUAGAAUCCCUUUCUUCAGGGUAUUACUUAUGUUUAAAUGGUAAACUAUUAACAGAAUAUGGAAGUAAGAAGGACAAAAGAAAACAUACAAAUGGGGAGUAACCACUGGAAUUGUGGAAUAAAAAGCCCCUGACCAACAACCAUACUAGGAAAAAAGACCCGUUGUAAAUAAAAAUGUACAUUUUAAUAAAACAAAAUAAAAAUCAUUAAUAUUUUGAGUUAAUAAAAAACAAAUUUUUUAAAGGCAUUUCAUAUGUUAUCGGGUUUUAAAAUAAAUAAAUAAAUCAAUUAACUUAAAAAAAUAUAAUAUGGAUAUUAGGUAAUUUAAAAAUACAAAAUACUUCUUUGGUUGUUGUUUAUUUGCUCGUAAUUAUUUUGUGAUUAUAAAUUGAGUCAUAGGUGUUCAACAUUAUCCAGAAGGCCUUGGCUAAUGCAAAUAGUAUCCAUUUUGUCAAAUAGUAAAUGUUCACAUUUGGCUAAUGUUAAAUAAUUCAUGUGUCUAUCAAUAUUAUAAAUACAAUUUUAUACAAAUUUAAACUUACUGUUUAUUUUCUCUUUGAACAUAAACCAUGGC
Messenger RNA from Cinara cedri, 9410 nucleotides. NCBI's taxonomy places the organism in Eukaryota, Metazoa, Arthropoda, Insecta, Hemiptera, Aphididae. The record is from the annotation of a GenBank genome assembly.